Messenger RNA from Nerophis lumbriciformis (worm pipefish), 1305 nucleotides. Lineage: Eukaryota; Metazoa; Chordata; Actinopteri; Syngnathiformes; Syngnathidae. The record is from RefSeq and is a predicted model, not a curated record.
AUGACGAGUUUAUGUGCAGCUCCCAACCCCCAGUCCAAAACUGAUUUCCUAAGCGGAGAACCACAUAAAAGACAUCCAGGGGUAACCCACCUCAAAACACUGCGACUGCCUGAGGAACUCGUGACAGCCGCUCGCUCAAUCAUCGACCGUGCUCAGGUGGCGCAUCUUCCUGACCGCGCUCGCAAGCUGACCAACUACUUUUGGAGCAGGAAGCGAGCUGCCGAGGACUCAGUGGUGAGGAAGAAGGCUGUGAGUCUGGAGAAGGAACUUUGGAAGAAGGCCAUAGAGAAAGGUGGAGAUUUUGACGAACAAGCGGUUGCUGACCGCAUUCAGAGGGCCGUGUUGUCAGAGCUCCGGCGGACAAUUUAUCACUGGACUCCAUUAAAAUAUGACGAGGAGCUUGGUGUGGUUUACAUGGCAGCCAAGAUGGCCGCCGGCUAUGCUGCUGUGAGGAGGGCUCUUAACGAGAUAAAGAUCCGUGAUCCCUCAUUUGCUCCUCAGACCCUCCUGGAUUAUGGUUCUGGCCUGGGAACAGUAGCCUGGGCAUCUCAUGCCUGUUGGGCUGACACACUGAAGGAGCUGGUUUGUGUGGACAGCUCAGGGCCAAUGAACAUUCUGGCAGAACGACUUCUUAAAGGUGAUGACGACCACGGUGAAGCUCACAUCAAACACGUUUACUUUAGGCAGUUUCUCCCGGUGUCCCCCAUGGUGCAGUUUGACUUAGUGGCGUCGGCUUUCACGUUGUCCGAAAUCCCCAGCACGAGGGAUCGGGAAGAGGCAGUGAUCACGCUUUGGAGGAAGACUGCCACAUACUUGGUAUUGGUGGAAAAUGGCACUAAAGAAGGUCAUCAGAUACUAAUGGAGGCCCGAGACACUAUACUACAUAAAAAAGACAAAACCCUCCACGAUACCAGACCAGCUUCAGUCUUUGCUCCGUGUCCUCACGAAGCCGCGUGUCCCAAACUUGCGCUACAGUUCGUCGUGCCUUGCAACUUCCAGCAACUGUAUAUGCCACUAUACGGGCACAUCAGUCAGUCAGAGAAAUUUAGUUACCUGAUUAUGACUCGAGAGCAGCAACGCCCCGAGGCCAAAGCAUUGGUGGACUGGUCCAGGCUGAUCGCUCCCUUGCAGGCUAGAACAAGACACAUUCACUGCCGCUUGUGUCGCCCCAACGGGCAUCUGGAGCACGUGGUUGUGACUUCACACAAACAUGGACGAGAUGUGUAUCGCUGUGCCCGGAGCAGCGAGUGGGGUGACCGAAUUCCUCUACUUCAAGACGUAGACGAAGAAUCAACGAUAUGCUAA